GUCUUUUAAAAAUUUUGUAUAAUGUUUAGUCCAGUGCCCUUAGCACUUGCUAUUUUAAGAGUGCUGAACAAAUGUUGGCCAUUUCCAAAUUCUACUUUAGUAAUACCCUCAUUUAGUAUUAUGGAGAAAAUAUACUAGAAAUGGUAUCAGAACUCAUUUGUUCUCUAAAAUUUCACCACCUUUAUUUACAGUAAGUACACAUGUAACCAAUAGUGAGCGUUAGAGUGCUUGAAAAAGAACGCCCUCUCUCUUUUGCCCCUUCCUCUUGCAUUCAUACUGUUAGCAUGUGACUGACAUUUUCUAUUUUAACUGUGAAUUUAUGUAACUGAUGACAACCCUUAUGACUACUGUCCUAGCCCUCUACUUUAGGUGAUAAUAUAUGCAUUCCUACAGUUUUUUAUUAAGCACAUAUACAUAAUUUAUUACCUUGAAACCCCUUUUAUCUUAGUUCUCAGUUAACUAUCACAAUUUUCUAUUAAUUGUGAAGUGAAAGAACCGAGUAUUUUGGGAGUUUGUUCCUUUCAUUAUGCUUAAAGUUUUCUUCUGAUUUUUUAAAACUUAUUUUCCUAGAUCUGUUUUCCUCUUUCUGGUGAUGCCUAAUGACUAGUUUUCUUAUAUUUUAAAAUUUCGAUGUGAUUCUUACUCCUAGAUGUCGUUUGUCAGAGUGAACCGUUACAGCCCCCGAGGAGGAGGAAGGAAAGCACUGAAAGUCAAGAAGAAAGCGGCAGUGAGGCAAGACUGGGAUAAUACUGUGAAUGAUCUAACAGUUCAUCGGGCAACUCCUGAAGAUCUGAUACGUCGCCAUGAAAUACACAAAUCGAAGAAUAGAGCGUUAGUACACUGGGAGCUCCAAGAAAAAGCUUUGAAGAAAAAAUGGAAGAAGCAGAAACCAGAAAUUUCUAAUCUUGAGAAAAGGAGAUUGUCUAUCAUGAAGGAGAUGCAGGAUGCAUUGGAAAAAUCUGAUCAUUUGAUGGCUGCAGCCAAAGAUCUCUUUGUUGAUUUUCCUCGUAGGCGCACAGGGUUUCCGAAUGUAACAGUGGCUCCUGAUUCCUCUCAAGGUCCCAUUGUGGUAAAUCAAGACCCAGUGACCCAGGCCGUCCUCGGUGAAUCUGUCUUGGAACCUCAGGCUCUUAAUGAAGUAAAUGAUGAUGAGGAAGAAACUGUUAACAGCCAGUCAGAGGAAAGUGAGAAUGAGUUGGAUAACUCUCUAAGCUCCCGGUCUAACAUGAAUGCAGAGAAGUUUCUUCACCAACUAAAGGAAGAUAAUUCUGAGUUAAUUAAUAAACUGUGGACUGAUAUUCAGCAAAAAAUAGCAACACAGUCACAAAUAAGUCCUUCAGGAACUCCAUCAUCUUCCUCUCCAUCAGAGGAAAAGAAAGCUGCUCUGAAUGCUACCAAUGCUGUCAAGAGAAUCCACACCAGGCUUCAGCCUGAAGAAUCUUCUGAGUCUCUAGACUCGAGCUAUGUUGUGAGACAAGUGCUGAACUCAAGGAAGCAAAAGCAGCUGCUAAAUAAAGUGAAAAGAAAACCAGAGUUGGGUGCUCCUUCCAAGCAGAAGAAAAACAUGUUGUCAAGUAGCACAGCCUCCACAGACUUAUCAAGUAGCACCAAUCCCAGCCUGGAUGUCCUCAAACACAUGAUGCAUGAGGUGGAACAUGAAAUGGAAGAGUAUGAGCGGUCGACAGGACGCGAGGUCAAGGAACCGCAGAGCAGUCAGGGCCUUACGGGCUUCACCCUGUCGCUGGUGAGCUCCCUCUGCCGCCUGGUUCGGUACCUUAAAGAGAGUGAACUCCAACUGCGUAAAGAAGUAGAGACAAGACAGAAACUGGAACAGGUAUUAGGUGAUCAUCGAGAGCUCAUUGAUGCUCUGACAGCUGAAAUUCUGCUUCUUAGAGAAGAAAAUACUGCUACCCAGGCGAGACUUCAGCAGUAUAUGGUCACAACAGAUGAGCAACUUAUAUCACUCACACAUGCCAUUAAGAGCUGUCCUGUGAUAAAUAACAACAAAGAAAGUCUGGCAGCAGAAAGGGGAGCCACGAGUAGUAGAAUUAUGGACAAUCCAGAGGGUUCGGUUGUAAAUGCUAAUGUCUCCGUGCCAUUGAUGUUCAGAGGGGAAGAAGUGCUUGAAUUCCCACAGGAAGACUUGCCUGUUAAGCUGACACAGGUGCCAAACCCCCCAGACAGUGUGAAGCUGGCCAACAAUUUUCCAGCACACAUAUUUGAGCCAGCUGUGUUGUUAACACCACCCAGGCAGAAGAGCAACUCAGAAUUCUCUCCUCUGCAGGAUGCAUUGAGGAGGACUGUUCAAACUCGCCCUGCUCCACGAAUUCCUCCAACUGUGGAAGUAAUUGAGAAGGAACAAAAUUGGGAAAAGAAGACCUUACCAACUAGCACAGACAUUCAGAAUUCAAGUGAAGAGAGUCAUCUCUUCACUCAGAGGUGGAGGGUCUCUCACAUGGGAGAAGAUUUGGAGACCAAAACCCAGGCUCCUUUUGUUAACCUGUCACAGCCCCUGUGUAAUUCCCUCUCAAACACUCACCAAACCAGAAACCCCACAUUCUCAGAAGAGUCCCCAGUAUUGGGGGAUGGGCAACAGCUCAGAACAAAUGAGCCAUUAGUACAAAGAAAGGACAUCCUGGCUCGAAUUGCUGAGUUGACACUGCAGAAUUCAGCUAUCAAGGCUCAUCUGAAUAAUAUUAUUGGGCCAGGAGGAGAACAAGGGGAUGGACUUUGGGAGUUAAACAAACAGGAGACAAGUCAUACGAGCAACAUGUCUGCUACUUUUCCAGGAGCACGGCCUCUAACCCCAGGUAGCAUGGAGGAGCGGAUUGCAGAACUGAACCGGCAGAGUCUGGAGGCUCGCGGAAAACUCUUGCGGCUAAUAGAGCAGCAGAAGCUCGUUGGUAUGAAUCUUUCCCCGCCACCGGUGUCGCCUCUUCAGUCGCCUUUCAGACCUUGGGCUGAUUGGUCACAAAUUCCUGAUUUAAAAGAAGGAGGAAAGAGGACAAUUGAGGUAUCUGUUCCAGGAGCAGAAGCCCCAGAAGACUCAAAAUGCAGUACUGUCUCUCCUACCAGUGGAAUAAAUACAAGAAGAUCUUCAGGGGCUACUAGUAAUUCUUGUUCUCCAUUAAAUGCCACCUCAGGAAGUGGGCGAUUCACACCUGUUAAUUCAAGAGCAAAGAUUGAGAAACAAAAUGAAGAAGGCUGGUUUGCUCUUUCUACCCAUGUGUCAUAAGUGAAGCCAGGUUUUACAGUUUGUUCUCAGUGGUAUAUUCUUGAGCUUCCAUUUCCCUUUCCCUGCUCCUGCUUUCAAGUUUUUGUCGUUUCAGAUAAGGCCUACAAAGAUCUUGGGACUUAGUACUAAUAGAACAGAGAAAUAAAGUUAUUUUAUUUUUGACCUUUCAAAUAGAUUUCCAGCAACGAACCAACCUGCAGCCUCCUGUAAAUAAAAAUUUGACUAUAGGGAAAUUAAAGUUUCAUAUUCUAAUAAUUUCAUAAGUAUUUCAAGGUUUUUUUGAGUAAUAUAUUAUUACCUUUAUCAUCUUUAUUCAGUUUUUUUUGUCUAGUAUAUUUUAAAUGUUGAUGUAUUUCAUUUUUAUUUUCUGAAGAACUUAGUUGCUUUGCAUAUUACUUACAAUAAAAUGUCUUUGUGUGAUUAAAGUCUGGCUUUCAGAAAAA
Molecule: messenger RNA, 3678 nt
Organism: Miniopterus natalensis
Lineage: Eukaryota; Metazoa; Chordata; Mammalia; Chiroptera; Miniopteridae
Gene: SPICE1
Product: spindle and centriole associated protein 1
Biological process (GO): metaphase chromosome alignment; mitotic spindle assembly; regulation of centriole replication
Cellular component (GO): spindle; centrosome; centriole
Source: RefSeq, a predicted model, not a curated record